GUCGGGAAGCCUCUGGUUUCUUUUCAUCCCUGAGGACUGGGGAGGAGGCCUCUUCAGGAAGAGCAGUUUGUUUUUGUGAAAGGGAUACUUCCUGAUUUCAAGCAUUUGGAACUAAACUGGAACAUAUUUUUCUUUCCGAUUUCUGCGUUUUUUAGGCGCUGAAGGAUAGAAGGGAACGGUUCUCCUCUCAUGGAGCUUAGGUUCCAGCAAUAAGCAAAACAUGUCCUGCGGCGAAAGGCUUCUGGGCUGCCGGCGGCAUCUUCCCAACUUUCACAACCGGGUUCCUUCCGGACGCCCGUCUCCAGGGACGCACUCCCGCCUUGGCGGGGCUGCUGCCUGGUGGAGUCUCGCGAGGAUCUUGUGACUUAUCGCGGUAUCGCCCAGCGGUUGCCGGGAAACGGCGUGGCUUCCGGGGGGCGGGCGCAUUGGUCCCGGAGUCGCGGCGGGGCCUGUCCGCUGGCGUCAUGGCACCCAAAAAGAAAGGGAAGAAAGGCAAAGCCAAAGGCACCCUGAUUGUCGAUGGGCUCGCUCCAGAGGACAUGAGCAAGGAGCAGGUGGAGGAGCAUGUCAGCCGCAUGCGGGAGGAGCUGGACCGCGAGCGGGAGGAACGAAACUACUUCCAGCUGGAGCGGGACAAGAUCCACACCUUCUGGGAGAUCACACGGAGGCAGCUGGAGGAGAAGAAGGCUGAGCUGCGGAACAAAGACCGGGAGAUGGAAGAAGCUGAAGAGAGGCACCAGGUGGAGAUCAAGGUGUACAAGCAGAAAGUGAAGCACCUGCUAUAUGAGCACCAGAACAACCUGACGGAGAUGAAGGCUGAGGGCACCGUAGUCAUGAAGCUGGCACAGAAAGAGCACCGCACACAGGAGGGUGUGCUGCGCAAGGACAUGCGGGCAUUGAAGGUGGAGCUCAAGGAGCAGGAGCUGGCCAGUGAGGUGGUGGUGAAGAACCUGCGGCUGAAACACACCGAGGAGAUCACCAGGAUGCGGAAUGAUUUUGAGAGGCAAGUUCGAGAAAUUGAGGCCAAGUAUGAUAAGAAGAUGAAGAUGCUGAGGGACGAGCUCGACCUGCGGAGAAAGACUGAGCUCCACGAAGUGGAGGAGAGGAAGAAUGGCCAGAUCAACACGCUGAUGCAGCGCCACGAGGAGGCCUUCACCGACAUUAAGAACUACUACAACGACAUCACCCUCAACAACCUGGCCCUCAUCAACUCCCUCAAGGAGCAGAUGGAGGACAUGCGGAAGAAGGAGGAGCACCUGGAGAGGGAGAUGGCAGAGGUGUCUGCACAGAACAAGCGCCUGGCAGACCCUCUCCAGAAGGCUCGGGAGGAGAUGAGCGAGAUGCAGAAGCAGCUCGCAAACUACGAGAGGGACAAGCAGACCCUGCUUUGCACAAAAGCCCGUUUGAAAGUCACGGAGAAAGAGCUGAAAGACCUGCAGUGGGAGCAUGAAGUGUUAGAGCAGCGGUUCACCAAGGUGCAGCAGGAGCGGGACGAGCUCUACCGGAAGUUCACUGCAGCCAUCCAGGAGGUGCAGCAGAAGACAGGCUUCAAGAACCUGGUGCUAGAACGCAAGCUGCAGGCUCUGAGCGCUGCUGUGGAGAAGAAGGAGGUGCAGUUCAACGAGGUCCUGGCUGCCUCUAACCUGGACCCUGCAGCCCUGACGCUGGUGUCCCGCAAGCUUGAGAGUCUCACUGUGUCGCCCAGGCUGGAGUGCAGUGGCACAGUCACAGCAGUGAGCCCCUCGCUGAGCCGCCCUGGGAGCACCCAGGUGUUGGACAGAUGCGGGACUGAGGCUGAAGAGGCUGGUUCUGAAAGGAUGUUCUGGAAUCGAAGAACAGCACCAUCAAGGACCUGCAGUAUGAGCUGGCCCGGGUCUGUAAGGCUCAUAACGACCUGCUGCGCACGUAUGAGGCGAAGCUGCUGGCCUUCGGGAUCCCUCUGGACAAUGUGGGCUUCAAGCCCUUGGAAACAGCUGUGAUCGGGCAGACGCUGGGCCAGGGCCCCGCGGGACUGGUGGGCACCCCGACGUAGCUGCCCCUCUGGGGGGCCACAGCCCAGAGAGCCAGCCUAGGAACACUCUCGGGAUGACACCCCUUUUCACACCAAGGACAGCAAGUUUUUUAGAUUUUAUCAUCAGCAAAUGAAAGCUUUUCACAUGUUGUUGCCAUCCUCUUUCCUGGCUCUGUGGAGGAGAACCAUCUGCAGGACCCUCACCCAUGGCGUCCCUGUCGCUCCCUUCCCUGGGUGCAGCGCGUCCGGCCUGUAUCCAGGCCUACUCCCUGCUACUCCCUGGUCUCACCUCCCACCACCGUCAGCAGCACCUUCUCAGAGUGCCCUGCACUCACCUGGGGGCUGGGGCAGUGCCACGCUGUGCUGCCUGUCUUUGCGCCACUGUUGUCCCAUCGAAUGGACAGCUUUGCAGGUGCUGGCACUGACUUUAUUGACACCUGAGUCACAGCUGCCCAGUGGGAUUCUCCAGGGGGCCAGGGCUUCCCUAGGAAGUGGUGAGUCAGUGCUCCCUGAUGAGCACGAAGCCCGCUCUGUUGAGGACUGGGUGGGCGCAGCCAGCGUGCGGGAAAGGGCAGGCAGCCUCCCACUGCCAUUCUUUGCUCUAGCUCCCUCGGUAGGUGGUGUAGGACCAGGGGCUCAGCAGCAGGGGCACGUGGAACUUCUGGGCCUUGCUGGUGAUGGUGAAAACAACCUGAGACGGAGAGGCCAGGAGAGAUUAGAAGGUGAUGGCAGCAAACCACCUAUCUGGCCCCAGCACACAUGGGAGAAUUCAGCAGCCCAGACUGAGGGUCGGGGAUGGGGUGAACCUUCCGCACCAAAGGGACACUCCACAGAAGCCACAGCCCAGUAAGUCAGGUGCUUCCGCGGCGGCUCCAGUGUGGGGUGAGGCAGUGAGGUGAGGCCCAGAGAGCUGGAGUUGGCUCAGAUGAAAACCUCUGUCAACAAAGAGGGGAUGAAUCACCCUUGGGCCAGCCUCGCCACAAAGCAUACCUUGGGCAGGUGAGUGACGGAUGUGUCCUCAUAGAGUCUAUUGCUGCCUGGACACCUUUCUUUUGGGAGCUCAAAGCAAGUGAGCUCACCUACCUGCCACUGCCCAGGACCAGUCUGCCCACUGCCUAAAUGAUGCGCGGCCAGCAGGACGUGGCCUGCAGAUCCCAGUGAGUUGUGAGCCUCAGCCCCCUCCAGCCCACUGGGGCUUUCACCUCCAGGUAUGGGUAGAAGCUUUCCUGCCUCUCUUCCUCCAGUAGCCCUCAGUGUCGAAGGUGACCUUGUAGGUGCCUGCCUUCAUCUGGUCUGGCGUCAGGAGUCCAGGACAGCGGCCAUCUGGGGCUGUGUGGCUGGGGAGAGGAUGAGGCUGCAGAGACGGGGACGAGAAGCCCCCUACCCCAGCUUUCCUGGGUCUGCAUCCCAGUGGGCCUCAGACACUGGGAUGCCUCAGACACUGCCACCUGUCAGACUUGGGUGAGCAGACACAGUGGGGCUGUUAGGGUCUGCAGUUCCAGAGCAGUCUAGGGACACCACUGCCCUGUCUUUAGGAAAUCACAACACAGAGAAGCAAAAAGGGAAAAAGUCUCCCACAGUUUAUCCCAUGAGCAGUAACCACUUUAUAGCUGGCAUAUAUUUUUCCGGAUUUUCUCUAUGCAUAACUAUAUUUGUUUACAAACUUAAAAUAACUCAUAAAGUGGAUUAUACUAUU
This is a messenger RNA of Symphalangus syndactylus (siamang), 3707 nucleotides long. It is a transcript of the gene DRC4, whose product is annotated as dynein regulatory complex subunit 4. Lineage: Eukaryota; Metazoa; Chordata; Mammalia; Primates; Hylobatidae. Gene Ontology annotation, molecular function: small GTPase binding; microtubule binding. Gene Ontology annotation, cellular component: motile cilium; Golgi apparatus; microtubule. Gene Ontology annotation, biological process: flagellated sperm motility. The record is from RefSeq and is a predicted model, not a curated record.